Molecule: messenger RNA, 3544 nt
Organism: Cottoperca gobio
Lineage: Eukaryota; Metazoa; Chordata; Actinopteri; Perciformes; Bovichtidae
Gene: dclre1a
Product: DNA cross-link repair 1A (PSO2 homolog, S. cerevisiae)
Biological process (GO): interstrand cross-link repair; double-strand break repair via nonhomologous end joining
Molecular function (GO): 5'-3' DNA exonuclease activity; damaged DNA binding
Source: RefSeq, a predicted model, not a curated record
GUGGCGGUAAGCCCUAACGUGUCCAACCAUACAGUAUGUAGCUACAGAAAAAGCUCAGUAUCGUAAAUAUUAAUAAUGUGAUACUAUUUUCGCAACGAGAAAUAUUAAGGAAUCUACACUAGACGUUAAUGUGCUCACGUUUAUUAUUUUGGACAACUGAUGGAUGCUAUCAAACACAAAUCCUUGUGUAUUAAGGGUUUUGAGGUAACGGUUGGGUAACGUUACUUUCUUUUUCUCUAAAUGUCACAGAAGGACGACUCUGAAAAUGAUAUUUGGGAGUAUAAACCUCUUGAGAAGAAAAAGAAGAGACACGAAUCACCGUCUGCGACUGUGAUAAAGAGAAGAUGUACUGAGAAAACCCCAAAGAGAGACUCUGUCAAGUCACGUGGCACGAAAGUGAAGACAGCUGAAAGUGGAGAUUGUCGUACUGUUGCUAACGGAAAUAGUAGUUUAGAGGCACAUAAUCGGCCCUCAAAGCCAUCUACUAGUGACUCAGUGCAAACAGAGAACACUGCUGAUGAAGGACCAUCCUCUGGAGACUUCUGCCCCAUGUGUCAGAUGCCCUUUUCCAUUUUAGUGGUGCAGACUCAAAGAUGGCAUGUUGCUGAAUGUUUUGACACCCCCAGGGACACAUGCAAAGAAUGUCCAGAUGGCCUCCAGUGCUUAUCCACCAUUCCUAACCAUUAUAAGAAAUUCAACCACACCUUCCUGGCCCAAUGUCGAGCAAACGGUGACACAGCGCUCCUCAGUCUGUCCCAGCAGGCAGGGAAGACAAGCCUCAGUUGUCUCCCAUCACUGAUAAACAAUGAGGUGGAUGGCUCCGUCUUAGAGACUUCACAUGAUAGCACUCUCAGUCUUUCCGUCUUAUCCAAUCAUAGUGUUUCCCCUCACAUUAACCUCACUGGAACACCUCCAUCCAAACGUACAAAUGGACUUCUGUUUCUGCGCUCACCUGGCCCAGAGGAUCUUAAGAAAAAGAAAGGCUGGUCGUCCUCUACUAAAAGCCAAAAGUCUAUCAGUGCUUCCCAAGAAAGUAGAACAGCGCUUUCAUCCACUCCUGUCAAGGAAGAGAGAGGACGACAAGCUUGUGAAGUUUUAACCAAAAGUGAAGCUUCCCCUGACAGCGAUGACACAAUAUCCUACUCUCCUCUUUCUGAGUUCCUUGCAGAGACUGAAUCCGAUAGUAGGGACUGUCGAAAAGCUCUUUUUGAAAAUGAUGCGCUUGAAAAUGAGGCUGAAAACUCAAUGGUGCUGUUCAGUGACAGUUUCUCAAGUGAAGAUGAGCUCUUCACUCAGUUUAUAGAUCAUUUAGAAACCAAUACUGUGCAGGUAGAGACGCCUGAUUCCUUAAACUCCCAGCUGGAGUCAGUUACCUCAUUGCCGCCCACUAAUCAGCUAGAUUUAGGUAAUUGUACUAGUGGCGUCAAUCCGCGUAAAAGCAGCAUCCAGUCUCCUCAAAGUAUUGUUUUAGAGCGCCUGAGAGAAACUCUUCUAAGCUCAGAUCAGAACCUGCAUUUGAAAGACUUGCAUGACAGCAGUAUUCAAGUGGCUUCAUCACAAACCUCCAUUGUCCAAGGAUCUCAAACCACGUCGCCACAGAAGGGCCAGAUCAAGGCAGGUCAGGCCCCCGGUCUGAAGCAGACAGACAUCGGGGUGUUUUUUGGCCUCAAACCUCUCAAGGUGAAGGAGAAAGAGGCUGAGAGUGGACCAAAGCAACUCAACGCCACCUCUGUUCCAAGUCUUGGUGAAAACUCAGGACAGAGACAGCCGAGGAGGGACAGGCAAAGGAAAAGUAAGGCUGACACGACUGCAGAUACCUCACAGGACACAGCGGCUGCAGGCAAUAGUAAAGCUGCGGGCGCUCGGGGAGAAGCAGGAAGAGGUCGGACCGGAGGAUGGAGAGGAAGUAGGUGGAACAGAAGGAACGCUGAUGGAGAAAUAGAGUUACCACGUUGUCCCUUCUACAAGAAGAUUCCAGGCACAAAGUUAGCCAUAGAUGCCUUUCAGUAUGGAGAGAUCCCGGGCAUCGCUGCCUACAUCCUUACACAUUUCCACUCGGACCACUAUGGAGGGUUGACCAAGAAGUCCACAUUGCCAAUCUACUGUAACAGAAUCACAGGGAACCUGGUGAAGAGCAAACUGAGGGUUGCAGAGCAGUACGUCCACAUCCUUCCCAUGAACACCAGGGUCACCGUGGAGGGAGUCUCGGUCAUCCUCCUGGAAGCCAACCAUUGUCCAGGAGCUGCCAUGCUGCUGUUCUUCCUGCCUGACGGAGAGACAGUCCUCCACACGGGAGACUUCAGAGCUGAUCCCUCAAUGGAGACGUACCCUGAGUUACUCAGCUGCAGGGUGCAGACGCUUUACUUGGACACCACCUACUGCAGCCCCGAGUACACCUUCCCCAGACAGCAAGAGGUCAUCAGCUAUGCAGCCAACACAGCCUUUGAACUGGUGACGCUCAACCCACGUACACUUGUGGUGUGUGGAUCUUACUCCGUGGGAAAGGAGAAGGUCUUUCUGGCGCUGGCCGAGGUCCUGGGCACCAAAGUGUGUCUCACUAGAGACAAAUACAACACCAUGUGCUCUCUGGAGUCGGAGCAAGUCAGACAACGUAUAACCACCGACUGGAAGGCAGCCCAGGUCCAUGUGCUGCCCAUGAUGCACCUCAACUUCAGAAAACUGCAGGAUUACUUGGCACGCUUCUCAGGAAAGUAUGAUCAGCUGGUGGCCUUCAAGCCCACAGGCUGGACCUUCAGCCAGCAGGUGGAAUCAGUGGAAGAUAUUCAGCCUCAGAUCAGUGGCAACAUCUCCAUAUAUGGAGUCCCAUACAGUGAACACAGCAGCUUUCUGGAGCUGAAGCGUUUUGUCCAGUGGCUUCAGCCCCUGAAGAUCAUCCCGACAGUCAACAAUGGCAGCUGGGAAAGCAGGAAGGCUAUGGAGAAGUGCUUUUGUGAGUGGCUCGUGGAAACUAAACCUAAACCGUAGCUCAUUUACAGGUGAACUUUGUUCGCAGAUGGACUGAAAAGACUAUUAAUUCUCAACACUGCAUGACCAUGGGGAAGAAAUACAUUUGAACAGUACUAAUUGUAUUACUUUUAAUUAAUUUAAUUAAUUAAUGCUACCUCAGACUGUUGCGCUGAUAACACUAGCAUUUCAAUGGCGAAAAGGUUCAAGUAUACGCUCUUGAACCGAAUUAUUAUGAAGGUUCUGCUCUUAUCCACAAUGGCUGAAUUAAAAUAACUGACAACUCUGAAAGCUGUUUUCUGAGGUCGUACACGUAUCAUGUCUACAAUUAGACCUGUGUCAUCCAGAAGUAUUAUACAAUAGAACUGAAUUAAUUGGAUGUGUUCACCUCCUGCUGUGGCAACCUCCACCUUUUUACCCUCUUUUGUCAACACUAUUCAGUAAAUGUACUGCCAGUGCUGCUUUGAAAAUGUACAAUUUCAUAAUUACCUGUAUUGGUUUUCUAUUAAAUCAACAUUUUUAUGCUGGAAAGAAAUGUUUUAAAUUAUUUGAACACUUUUCCUUUGUUUUUCACUUUUUG